Messenger RNA from Drosophila hydei, 2639 nucleotides. Its product is annotated as nucleolar MIF4G domain-containing protein 1 homolog. The transcript has 2 exons. NCBI's taxonomy places the organism in Eukaryota, Metazoa, Arthropoda, Insecta, Diptera, Drosophilidae. Gene Ontology annotation, biological process: ribosomal small subunit biogenesis. The record is from RefSeq and is a predicted model, not a curated record. Bases 22 to 2574 code for a protein of 850 amino acids. Gene Ontology annotation, molecular function: protein binding; RNA binding. Gene Ontology annotation, cellular component: nucleolus.
UUGAAAGUAUUGUUUUCUGACAUGGUCAAGCUGAAAAAGAAGGAAGCGCAGGCACCUAAAAAGCCGCUAAGUCGCAAGGAACAGCGUAAACUAAAACAGGAGAGGAAAAAAAACAAUAAGAGGAUCUACCAUGCGGACAAAGCAAAUGGAGCUCAACGCGUAGCAGAGGCAGCAGCGGCUGCAGCUCUAGCAGCGAAUAAAAAUGGUAGAAAAAAGAAGAAACCUAAAAAGAAACAGUUAAAACCAGAAGAAAUUUCUCGGGAGGAGCUGCUGGCCGGCGAAGUAGAUGACGAUAAUGAUGAAUCUAUUGCCUCCGACUUUAGUGAUGCGGAAGUGGAUGCUCGGUUGCCGGCAGAUCGUAAAGUUGAAAUAUAUGAACCGGUGGGUAAGAAGCCCAAGAAACACGCUGGCAUCCAGAGAUUAGACGAGAUGGAAGUACGAAAACGAGAAUUGCGUCAGCAAAAAGAGCUGCUAAGCAAAUCACGGAAACAGCGAUUGAAGAAGUUGAAAUUGGAGAACGAAGAGGAGGAUAAGGAAAUUGCCAAGCUCGAGAAAAAGUUGAAGCUCAACAAGACCAAGGAUAAGAAUCGUUCAGUUCGAAAAAUGUUCAACGACGGAUUGGACUAUCUGCUCGAUUUUGUGUUGGACGACGAAGAAGAGAAACAGAAAUGGGAGGAAAAGCAACGUCGUAAAAAAGAACUUAAAGAGCAGCAAGAGAAGGAAGAGGCGGGCAUGUGGAGUGACGAUGAAGAUGAACCAAUGGAUUUGCCGGACGAGGACAGCGAGACGGAGGAAGUUGAUGGCGAAAAUGAUCUGACUGAUCAAAGUGAAAUGGAGGAGGACGCUGAGGGAUUAGAAUCAAACAGUGAAGUCGAACUGGAAGAAACAGAAAAAACAACAUACAAGGAAGACAUUUACGGUCGUCGCAUAGAUGCCGAGGGAAACAUUUUGCCUGACAGUGCAGAGGUGGAUGCAAAGGUGACUGGUCAGAAAUAUAUACCUCCACAUCAACGCGCGCUGCUUGCCGCCAACGAGAACUCCAGUGCCCAACAGGCGGAGCAACUGGCACGCUUGCAGAAACAAUGCAAGGGCUUGCUUAAUCGUUUGUCCGAAGCAAAUCUUCACAAAAUUUCUAGUGGCAUCGAGACGUUAUACAUGAAGAACUCCCGCUACAACAUGAACGAAACGCUGACAAAACUGCUGCAAGAGGCUCUGCUUGGUCGAUCACGAUCCAAUGAGCGCAUGGUGCAAGAACAUAUGGUUCUGUUAGCGUUUCUGCAUGCUCACAUUGGCAGUGAGAUAGGUGCGCAUUUUUUGCAAACUUUCGUGGAACAAUUCGAUGGCUUUGUGAGGGAGAUUGACGCUCUGGAUGUGGAGGAUAAACGUCUAAACAAUUUGGUUCUCAUCCUGUGCUACAUGUACAUCUUUAAGAUCUACGAACAACGUUUGUUACUGGAACUGAUUGCUCGACUUGCGGGUAGCCUGUGCGAGAAGUCAGUUGAGUGCCUGCUCCUGAUCUUCCAAACGGUUGGAUUUCGUUUACGCAAAGAUGAUCCAUUGGCCUUUAAAAAUAUGAUGCAAAAUGUGCAGUCGCAAAUUGCGGCAUCACCACUGGAGCUGAAGGAGAAUCCUCGCUUACGUUUUAUGGUUGAUAUACUAAAUGCUGUGAAGAACAACAACAUGAGCAAAUUGCCUCAGUAUGAUCCUGAGCUGGCGGAGAUGCUUCGCAAACGCCUCAAGGGAAUGCUACGAAAUGAACGCUAUGUUGUCACACUGAAUAUCACCUUGGAAGAUUUGCUACGUGCCGAUAAGCUAGGCAAAUGGUGGAUAGUUGGUUCAGCAUGGGCGGGGAAUCUGGCCGAAAUGGGCACGGCGCAGGCAGAGCAAGAGAAGCAGCUUCAACAACCUCGAGGCGAACGUUACUCGGAAAAGCUACUGCAACUGGCCAAGAAACAACAUAUGAAUACCGCCGAACGUCGCAGCAUCUUUUGUAUUAUCAUGAGCGCCGCCGACUAUGUAGAUGCUUUCGAAAAGAUUCUGCAUUUGUCACUGAAAGAUCAGCGAACCGUUGCCUAUGUGAUCAUACACUGCGCGCUCAAUGAGCGACAUGCGAAUCCCUACUAUGCUCACCUAGCACUGAAAUUCUGUCAGUACAAUCGCAAAUUUCAGCUGGCCUUUCAGUUCGCCAGCUGGGAUCGUAUCAAUGAUAUUGAAACACUUUCAAAAGUUCAAAUACGCAACUUCGCCAGCUUCCUGCAGCAGCUAAUACUUUCGGCUGGCCUGCAACUGUCUGUGCUGAAAGUUGUGGACUUUAUGCAGUUGCAUAAACUCAGUUUCUACUUUAUGCGCGAGAUUAUGACGCGGCUGCUUCUGUCUAGCGAGGAGACUCAACUCUAUCAGGCAUUCGAACGCAUAACCAAAAAUUCGAAGCUGCAGCAAUUCAAGCAAAGCAUUCGCUUGUUUAUGCAGCACUUUAUGCUCGAGAAACUGGAAGAGCACAAGGAAGAGCAACAGCAGGUUCUGCGACAGCGCAUCGAACAUCUGGACAAGCUAUUGGCUUAUGUAGAUUUGUAAAUUACAACAUUUUUAUAUUGUUUAUUAAACCCUAAUAAUUAACAACGCCUUUAAGCUAUUCAUAU